Molecule: messenger RNA, 5495 nt
Organism: Anopheles gambiae (African malaria mosquito)
Lineage: Eukaryota; Metazoa; Arthropoda; Insecta; Diptera; Culicidae
Exons: 3
Coding region: 1593-2585 (330 amino acids)
Source: RefSeq, a predicted model, not a curated record
CCAACCGGUCAUUCUAUAGCCUGAAAAAGCAGUUCACCUCAAAGAACCUGUCGCGACGGACGAAGCUGGGACUAUAUAGUACCUAUAUAGUACCAGUACUCACAUACGCCUCUGAGACAUGGACACUGUCCAAAUCUGACGAAGCCCUCUUAACCGCGUUCGAGAGGAAGAUGCUCAGAAGGAUACUUGGCCUCGUAUGUGUGGAAGGACAAUGGAGGAGCCGAUAUAAUGACGAGCUAUAUGAGAUGUACGGCGACCUCACUGUCGUACAGCGUAUUAAGCUCGCCAGGCUCCGGUGGGCUGGCCAUGUUGUACGCAUGGAAACGGACGACCUAGCCCGUAAAGUCUUUUUAGGCCGUCCACAAGGACAGAGGAGGCGUGGUAGGCCCAAAUUGAGGUGGCAAGAUGGCGUGGAGGCGUCCGCCAUUAAGGCCGGGAUAACGGACUGGCAGACGAAGGCGCGAGACCGUGAGCGGUUUCGGACACUCCUGAGGCAGGCCAAGACCGCAAAGCGGUUGUAGCGCCGGAUAAGUAAGUAAGUAAGGUCCUGUGAUUCAGGAGAACUUGUUGGCGUUGUUGCUGAAAUUUCGGAUGAGGAGCGUCGCAUUAGUGGCAGACAUAAAACAGAUGUAUUUGCAAGUCAAGGUGCAUCCCGACGACACUCGUUUUCAACGUGUAUUGUGGCGAGGCUCAUCUGUUGAGUCCAUCGAAGUCUACGAGUUGCAGCGUGUCACAUGUGGGCUUGCCCCAUCUUCCUUUCUGGCCAUUGGAGUACUGCAACAAUUCGCAAUUAAUGAAGGGGAAAACUUUCCCUUGGCGAGACAGGCGUUGUUAGAGGACUUCUAUGUCGAUGACUACAUUGGUGGUGCCUCUAGCAAAGAAGAAGUAGUUAGGUUGCAAGCUGAGCUGACGCUAUUGUUGAGAAAGGGCGGAUUUCAUCUAACUAAAUGAAAUUCUAACAAACCAGAUGUUUUAUCUAGCGUUUCAGCGGAAGACAGAGCAAAAUCCAACGUAAAAAUGUUUGAAGUUUCAGAGGAGCCAGUAAAAACUCUAGGUAUCGCGUGGCUACCAGAAUCGGACCAACUGUACAAGACUCGAACAUUCAGAUGAACAACGAGAGCUGGUCCCGUAGAAAGGUUUACUCUUUGGUAGCACGUAUAUACGACCCUUUGGGGCUGGUGGCUUCUGUGACAUCUUGGGCCAAGAUAAAUAUGCAAUCGUUGUGGUUGGCAAGUAAUGACUGGGAUGAAGAUAUACCGACUGUCAUGCAAGAACGAUGAUAUGCUUUUCAAUCACAACUCGUGUUGCUGAAGGAGGUUAAGUUUUCGCGCCAUGCUGUUGUGCAUAAUCCUGUUGCUGUUCAACUACAUUGCUUUUCGGAUGCAUCCGAAGCGGCUUAUGGGGCAUGUGUGUAUGUUAGAACGAAUGGUAGCAGCGGGGAAGUGGUAGUGGAGUUGCUUGCUGCAAAGUCUCGUCCUGCGCCGCUGAAAAGAGUCAGUUUGGCCCAGUUAGAACUUUGUGGAGCGUUACUGGCAGCAAGGUUGCAGAAGGUGGUACGCCAAGCGUUGAGACUUCCAGACGUGGAAACCUUUAUGCGGACUGAUACGACAAUCGUGCUGCAUUGGAUUCGAGCACCAUCCCAUUCUUGGGCUACGCAUGUAGCGAACAGGGUAUCCGAGAUUCAGGAAUUGACGCAUGGCUACAAAUGGAUGCACGUGAAGGGCGUUGACAAUCCUGCCGAUAUAGUAUCGCGUGGAGCUAUGCCGAACGAUCUGUUAGCAUCGAAGCUGUGGUUCCAUGGUCCCGGGUGGUUACAACUAUCGGAGGAAGAAUGGAAGAAAACUGCCAGCGGUGUGUUGGCAAUUCCCGAAGAGGAGUUAUUGGAACGAAGGAAGAGCUCAUUGGUGGCCGCAGUAAGUAGCGAGAGCGAUGAUUGGUGUGAUAGAUUUUCCAACUAUGACAAAUUACUGCGGAUCACUGCGUAUUGUAUGAGAUUUAUUCGUUGUUGCCAACGAAAGCUGGAUCCUAAACACAAAGGUGUUUUGUUGGUGAGCGAGCUAGCAGAGGCGAAAAUUCGACUGGUGAAAAGGAAACAACGGAUUUACUUUGCGGCUGAGAUAAAGGAAUUGUCUGUUGGACAAACGGUACGUCCCAAAUCACCACUGAAGACAUUAGGAGCCUUUUUGGACGGUGAUGGUUUACUCCGAGUUGGUGGCCGCUUGCAUCGCGCUAAAGCCAUGCAAGAUUGUAGCAGAUUUCCGUUGGCGCUACCCAAGAAGUCACGAUUUACUACGUUAGUGGCAGAAUAUUAUCAUCAAUUGGCACUUCAUGGUGGGCCAACUGCAACAUUAAGCGCACUCAGGAGAGAAUUUUGGCCAAUUCAAGGACGAUCUUUGGUCAAUAGUGUUUGCAGAGGCUGUCUGGUAUGCUUCAGGAUUAAUCCCGCGUUAGCUCAACAACCACCAGGACAGCUACCCGUGUCUCGUGCUAUGCCAUCUCGACUAUUUUCGAUCGUAGGGGUUGAUUUCUGUGGACCCAUAUACUUGAAGCCGGUGCAUUGCCGAGCAGCAGCUGAAAAAGCAUAAAUUUCAAUCUUUGUGUGUUUUUCAGUAAAGGCUGUUCACAUCGAGCUUGUGGAGUCUCUAUCAACUCAUGCAUUUCUAGCGGCGUUUCGUCGGUUUGUGACAAGACGUGGUUUGCCCAUCGAGGCCUAUUCCGACAACGGUCUCAACUUCCAAGGAGCGAGUAAGGCGAUCGAUGACUUCUACACGUUGAUGAACAGCAAUUCGGCGGUGGAGGAUAUAUCGAGGUAUUGGCGCUGGCCCUGGCGUUAAGUGGCACUUCAUCCCGCCCCAUGAACCGAACUUUGGCGGCCUUUGGGAGGCAGCGGUAAAGGCGGCAAAACGCGUCCUACUGAAGGUUGUUGGUGAUCGGCAGCUGGCGUUUGGGGAGAUGUCGACGGUACUGGCACAGGUGGAAGCUCAACUCAACAGCAGACCGCUUACACCGUUGUCGGAGGAUCUGGAAGAACUUGAUGUAUUGACGCCGGGGCAUUUUCUAAUCUGGGCUCCGAUGAACGCUCUACCGGAGCCUGACGUGGGUGAUGUACCAAUCAAUAGAUUGAAGCGGUAUGAGGAAUUGCGUAGAGUGGUACAGAAUCAUUGGGCGCGUUGGCGUAGGGAAUAUUUUAGUGAACUACAUAACGAACAUCAACGCGGCAAGGCAGUAGUAGAGCUAAAGGUAGGACAAAUGGUCCUGUUGAAAGAGGAUGGGAAGACUCUUCAACAUUGGCCAAUGGGACGGAUUGCAGAGGUAUUUCCUGGCCCAGAUGACGUAGUGAGAGUCGUUAGUAUCAGGACUAGGAACGGCUUGUAUAAGAGGCCAGCGAAUCGGAUUAGUCUUCUUCCGUUUGAGAAAGUGAAUUAGAUAUCAUAAAGGAAUUUUGUGAAGUAAUGGAAAGAGGUAAAUUUGGUAAAUUUAGGUGACCGCUAUGUUGGAAUGGAAGGGUUAUGAAACGGUCAUUUUGAAUUGUUUGCGGUUAUUUUGUCAGUUGGGAAUUAAAAGUUAAAUGUUUUUUCUAGCAGAACUGCCGAUCGACAAUUUGUGAUCAAGUAUGUGUGCGAAUAAAGCGGCACUAGCGCAUGAAACUCGAUACGAGCCGGACGUGUUGUUUUACUUUGUCUCCUUUGGCGAUCGACGACGACACACCAAACACAACGUAGGGCGUAGGGGCGUCAAGGGGAAAAGGAACCAACAAACCAUGUUCCAGAACGCAACAUAAUUAAAGUACCUGUCGUCAACCCACACCCGGAAGAGAAAGCUUGAUUUGAGGUUGAUUUUUCAUUCAGCCAGAUAAGCAAAUUUGGCCUUUUUUGGUAAAUUACUUACAGAAAACUUAUUUCGGGUGCUUAUUUUAAUAAAAAUAGUACGACAUAUCAAAAAUAUCGUCGAAAAAAAUCUAAAAUGUCAUGUUUUUAUUCACAAGUAACAAUUGACAGCUAGAUCUAGGACAGCGGGGGUGGGAAAUAUCGACAUACAGGUAGCGAGGGGGUAUGGUGACUUCGAACCUUUCACAUGAUGUGUGGAGAGAAAGAGACAGGCACAUAAAAGAGCGAAAGCGAGAAUGACAGUUGGUCAAAUUGAACGUAAACAAACCGGCAUUCCAGCAUCGUUGUCGGCCAAGUCAAGUUAAACGUUGUUAGUUUAGUUAACAAAAUAAGAGUUUAUUCCAAGUUUUUUAAGUGAAAAUGGAGAACGUGAAGCGUGCUAGGAAAAGUGGUAUGCUGAGCAAGCUUGGGCAGGCGAUAAGGGAGGAAUGCGAGCGAGAAUGGGAAGCGGAAAACCAACCAGGAACCAGCCGACGCCAAGAAGCACCAGUGUUGAAAUUCCGCAUGCUGGUGUGGAAUUCGUUGAUGAGAAUGUCUCCGAUGAAGAAGUAUUUGACGACGAUGAGCCCGAAGAAGAAUGGUUGGAGGAAUGGCUGAACGAAAGUGACGAAGAUGAAGGCGAAGAUAAUCAGCAUACAGAAAAUUAUGUUACGGAUCCUCAAUCUGAAAACAUAUUAUCAAGGAAAUUACGAAUGUGGGCCCUAUCUCAUCGAAUAACUCACACAGCUAUAAAUGAUUUGCUUGGGAUCAUACGCGAGACAACGGAAUAUUACGUUCCAAAGGACGUUUCUGAAAACUCCCGUGAACGUCAGACAAAAUAUUACCACAGUGGCAGGAGGACAGCUAUGGUACCAAGGGAUCGAAAAGAUGUUUCAGUGCCAUUUUAGAUGGACUUCCGUUACAUUACAGUGGCCCUACGCAAUUAUGGCCAAUAAUGGCGCAGAUUCACGAGCUUCCGGAGGUGCCUGUCUUGGUGCUAGGCAUUUUCUGUGGUUCGUCGAAACCUGACAACGUGGAGGAUUAUCUUUGUCAAUUGGUAGACGACCUUAAUCAUGUUAUGGACCAGGGAGUCACAAUUAACAAAACAAAAAUUGGAAUUGAUCUUCGUGUUAUGAUCGCCGAUUCUCUCGCCCGAGCGUUCAUAAAAAUUAAGCUUAUUAAAGAAAAUUGUAUAUAUCUAAUUUGCAUUGUUUAUUACUAAAUUCCUCAUUUUUUUUAUUUAUUUGUCAGAUGUGGCGAAUUUCAAUGCAGUGAACGGAUGUAUGAAGUGUAAAAUUGUGGGAAAAAAGGACAACAAAACCCACAGAAUGGUAUUUGAAGGAACAGCUGAACCGAGGGCAAAUAAGGAAUUUAGGCAAGGAAAUUAUGAAAUAUGCCAUCCGAAACGACCAACACCAUUAUUAGAUAUUAACGAUAAAGAUAUUAUUAAGAUCUUAAGCAUAGCAGACGAUUUACACUUACUACAUUUAAGAAUAGCAAAAAAGUUAGGAAAAGGAUAUGCCUAAGGUAGUUUAGCACCGUUUCCGAAGUGGAACGAAGAAUAUAGAGAGGAAAUUUCUAAAAUUCUAGCAAAGACAAAGUUACCUGCAGAGAUAAAUAGGGCAAUGA